Mya arenaria is the source of this 3855-nucleotide messenger RNA. RefSeq lists its product as uncharacterized. The record is from RefSeq and is a predicted model, not a curated record. The coding region runs from base 270 to 1346 and encodes 358 amino acids. The transcript has 6 exons. NCBI's taxonomy places the organism in Eukaryota, Metazoa, Mollusca, Bivalvia, Myida, Myidae. Gene Ontology annotation, molecular function: protein binding. Gene Ontology annotation, biological process: signal transduction.
CGGGGGUAUCCGAUGACGCUAAUAGUUGACUAGUUCAUCACGUUGUUGACAGAGGAAUUGACAAAGUAAACACCACCUGUUUGUCUAAAGCAAGGCAAGUUCUAUCCCAGCAAACACACAACAUUGCUCGAUGUGGGAUUCUGGUCAUGAUGUGGCUGGCCAAAAUCAACCUAAAUCCCACGUCAAUUUGAUGUGGAUACCCUGUGCGUAUGACACAGCUUAGGUUACAGUAAAGAGAAAUAUGAGAUCUCUAACAGAAGUUUGCCAGUAUGGCGGAAGUUUUGCGGGUGCCUCGAAUUAGAGCCAUGAAGAAAGACAGUAACCAUAGUAACAGUGGGGAGAAGGUGGCUUCCCGACCUUCAUCAGCAAGUUCUGUCUCCUCAAAAUCUUCAUCACAGAAGAGAGAAAAACAUAAAGAAAAAGGCCCAACUCGUGAUGAGCUUAUUGAUGCAAAUACUGAACUGUCUGCUGAGGUUGAAGCUCUGAAUACAGAAAAUCAACUAUUGAAGUCUACCAUUACUGCAUUUAUUGAUAAGCUAAUUGAAAAUGCUAAGAUAAAGGGUGUUCGUGUUCCACACUCUCUUGACAACCCCAAUGUUGCGGAAAUACCUGCUGAUACAUUAGUGACAUUGACAGAGAAAUUGACAGCAGAAUCUCGUAAAAGUGAUACUGUAGAAUUUCGGGUGGAAGAGUUAGAAACUCGGAUUACUCACUUAAAUACAGAGCUUGCAAAAUUAUUAAGAACACGGGUAAAUGUCGAGAAUGGAUUGGAUGAACUGCUAAAAGACUGUAAAAGUGCAGAUGAAAUGAAAAAGAAAGCUCAGGAUUUAAUGAGGGAUGUCAGAAGCACCAAGCUGUUCACAUUCCUGGACUCCGUGCCUCUCCCUGAUUCCCACCCUGGGGACGUGACUCCCCUGCAAGCCGGGUCGUGCCCAAGGACAUCCACACCCAGAACCCAGGGGCCAGCCCAGCACCCUCAUAAAACCAUCACUGUUAUACUUAAGGAUGAAAACCUCAAUCUUACACCACCGGCGGUCAAGAUGGCAGGCGACACCCAUAUCAAAAACAUGCACAAAGAUCUCCGACAGUAUGUCAUACAGCAGCUGAGUCUACCAAAGGGAAGCGGAGCUGACUGGAGGUUGAUGGGAGAGAGGUUGGGGAUUCCUGAGGAGACUAUCAGCCAAUGGAAACGCUGGAAACUUGACCUGCCCAUGUACUAUGUGUUACAGUCCUGGAGUCAGAGUGCUGGUGCGUCCGUCAGGAUGCUGCACAGACACCUUGUAUCACCACAGAUGAGGUGUACCCUUCUCGCAAAGAGAAUAAGUGACUUUUACAAAGUUGACUAACCUUGUAUUACCGCAUAUAAGCUGUACCCUACGUGCAAAGAGAAUUAGAAACACCAUUUCAGUGAAACAUUUUUCAGAUUAUACCAAAUAUCCAAUAUAUUUUGUUUAUGAAGUGAAUAACAAAUAGAAAUAAUCUAAAAUUCAAGGUUUUAUUAUGAUUUCUGCAUUGGCUCGGGGGACAAAAACAAUAAUUGAUGGAUGAUAUUAGCUCCUGUAUGUAUAUAUAAAUAAUUAUAUAUCCAGGGUAUUCAGAUGUGCAUUCACAUUGUGUAAGUGCCUUAACUUUAACAGUGUCAUUAGUUAUACAUAUUUAAAAUGCCAUCUUAGUUUAGAAAGAAUAUAGCUAUUUUGUUUAAUCAUAUUUCAAUGGCAUUUUAUCAUUGCAUUUAUAACAUUUAUCUUAUUAAUUUGUCAUUUAAUAUAGAUAGAUUUUAACAAAUUGUGUUCAAUUAAUAUGUAGAUUUUGAAGCUUGUUAGAGUCUUAAAGUAUACAUCUGAGUAAAAUAUUGCUAAAGUUUUAUAAGUAUUUUACAAUCAGUAUUUCCCACAGACCCAUUUGGGAUGUUGGUGCCAACAUGUCUUGAAAGGCUGGGCUGGCAUUCUGACAAUUUUUAACUGCAGCAACAUGCUGAAUCGUGUUCAACGAUGUGUGAUAAAAACCUGCUAGUUGCUUCCAUGACCCUACAGACAAUUUUUUAAAAUGUUGUUACUUUAAAUGUUGAAACAAGCUAAAAUAUAUGUCAAAUUGAAGAAUAAAGUAAGACUUUUUUUUAAGAUAAUAAGGAAGCAGUCUCCUUACCCACCCAGUUAUUAUUGACGUCCCUUUAAAAAGUUGUAUGUGAAAUACUGUAACAGUAAAUUAUAUCCCAAAGUAAACAUGAUGCCUUAUACUUUUGUUAUUUGUUUGGUGCUGCUAGAUUGUUUUGUUGUUAACUUUUUUAUUUAAAAUACACAUUUAGUCUUUGUUGUGUUUACAUUGUUGAGAAUUUUUUUACACUGAGCAUUUAUAUAUAAUUUUAUGAAGUAUCCUGGUUGAAUUAACGUAUCUUAUGUACAAAUAAACUCUUCAUUUUAUAGAGCCAUUUGCGAUGAUGUGAAAGUUUGAUGCCUGCUGAACCUAUAACAUAUUUGUAUCAUUUGAAAGAGAGUUGCUUGCUCAUAACUUAUAUGUCAAACAAAUGACUGGAGUUUCCCCACUCUACUCUCUACCCCCUUUCCAAUGAUACCAAAACAACAUGGGGUAACCAGGCAACCAGAAUUCACAUACAAUGUAAUUGUACACCAUAUAUCUUGAACUAAAGUCUGACUUUAAGCUGCAUUUCGGGUAUUUUUGACGUUUCUUUAUUUUGUGUGUUCAGGUUUGUUGUCUGCUGCCGUUAUAGUUAUAGCUAUUGUCACACAUGUAACCAUUAGAAUACUUUAUAAUUCAAGAAACCCACACAAAAGUAGCAGACAUACAUGUUUGUACCAUAAUUAUGUAGCCAUUUUGAUACAUAUUAUCCAAUGAAAACAUCUAUAUUUGUGGGCUUAACAAAUUUUCUUUAACGUAAGUUAAUGUGGAUGAUUUGUUAGUUAUUUAUUCCAAAAUGUAUAAAAAAAAUAAUUUGUAAAGGUAGAUAAAUGAUGGUGUUAUUGAAGUGACAACCUUUGCUUGUAAGGUCACUUUACCUUGUUUUUAUUACAUGAUAUUUCUGUUCUGUGAUUUACGUUUUAUGGAACCAAGGUUUUUAAAACAACAAAAUCCCUGUUUUUUUAAAGUGAGAUUUCUUAACUUAAUUAUUUAUACAAAAAUGUUUUAGCCUUGUUUUUCAUAAAAUUUUUUGGUGAAAACCAGGCCGAUGGGCGGGCUGGCAUUCAGGCAUAACUGAUUUGGCAAUUUUGUCUUAAAAACAUUUUUCGUGUUGUAAUUCAACACAUUUUAUCCGAUCUUCAGAAAACUUUGUUAAAAUAUUUAUCUGUAGGAUUUUUAAGACCAGUGUGAAUAUGGGUCAUGUCUGUAAAAAACGAGUUCAAGUUUUUAACAUAAUUUUGUGUUAAAGUUUCUUACUCUUUUCAUAAAUGUAACAGUGGUCAUCCGAUCUUCUAGAAACUCAGUUAGAACAUUUCUCAGCAUGAUAUUUUGUACCAGUGUGAAUAUUGGUCAGCAGUAUUUCCUUUUCUUUUUUUCUCUUUUUUUUUUAUUAACAUACAUCCUGCUGCAAAUUCCCUAUGUCAAAAUGACAAAUCCAGCUUUAAUGCAUUUUCAACAUUAACCCAUUUUCAUACGUGAAGCAAGAUGAGGUUCAACACAUUUUUGGAUGACAUUUAAAUGAAAAACAAUGUUGUAAUCACCAAACACCUUGGUUUUAUCUAACGAAAAACAUGCUCUGUUAAUUCUACACCUUUCCAAAUACACAAUAGCUUAGUGAUUUAUUUUACACUACUAAGUCUUAGGGUAGAUAUCACACACUUACUCACAAACAGUAUUAUAUAUAACACCUGUUAUUUUUGUAAUAAAUUAAAAAUUAAC